AUGAACCCCCACUCAUUCUCGGGCUUCCCUCCCAAUGAGAACCGUCCCCUUAGGGGGAGCGGUAGCGGCACAUGGGACAGCUACAGCUAUGGGAAUGGCUUUGGUGCCAAGGAAGACGACAGGGGGAGAGAAAGGUUCAACGGCGACUCAAAUCCUCGUCCCGGCACGGCUCAGGUGUUUCCGACCGCAGGACCCACUGGCAAACGCGGCAGCCGGGCUUGCGUCUCUUGUCGCAAAGGCAAGAAUCGCUGCGAAGGCGACCCGACAGGUACAAACCAGUCAUGUCGUCGAUGCAUGAUGAACGGCAUCCAGUGUGUCUUUGAAAAGGCCACAGACCGUCGCGAGCGGAGCCGCAACGAAAGCUCUGCUGUUCCCGAGUCAUGGACAGGCGACGCAGAGGGAAGAGUGUCAUCGCUGGAAAAGAGUGUCCAUGAGCUUGCCAGCGGGCAGAAUCAGAUUCAGAACGCCUUGCAGCAGAUUCUGUCCAUGCUCCCUCAGGCUUCUGGGUCGCUCCCAACUCCAAGCUCUGCACCCAACUUUGUGCCGACAAGCGACCGUUCUUCAACGAUCACGCCCAUUGCCAACAUUUUCAACCACUCUACAACACCACCCUCUGUCUUCUCCAACACGUCCCCAAGCGUUACCCAAUCGUCAGGACCGGGUCUCGUGUUCUCCUCGGCUCCUGUGGACGCUCCCAAAUCCCCACAGAACACUGCCAGCGGACGUCACAGCAACCGCUCCGGGGAAGGAGAGAAACGGUCAUGGCCCAAGCUGCCGGGCUUUGCCCCACCGGACCACCGUUUUGGUACCUAUGGAAUCAUCCCAAUGUCAUCGGCACCGCCAUCACCGACCCACUCUCGGCGCUCUUCUAGGUCGUCGUCUGUGCACUCCGAGUCGUCUGACGCUGCGGUGCCGUCGUCGUCAAUGGUCGCGCCUAUCCAGGCACUGCAGACUCUGGCUAACGCAGCCGACCAGGCGGCAGCGCUCGCGAACGGUGGAGUUAUCCCAACCGCUAUUGCCACUCCUUCGCGUAGGAGGUCAGAGGCUGAUAGAGACGUGGAUGACGACGGCGAGGAGCGAGGCCGCACCCGCAAGCGCAAGAGGGUCACAAUUGGGGGCAAAAUCAUCCACCUCCGCGUCAAGGAAACCCGCUUGCCAGUUCCAAAGAACCCCUUCCCAGACGCAGUGACCAAGGGCUUGGUGUCUGAGACUGAAGCCAGAGAACUUUGGGACAUUUUCUUCACCGGAUGUCACUACUUUGUUCCUCUUUGGGACAAGACGUACGACAUUUACGAAAGUUACAUCGAACGCACCCCGUUCUCAACCAAUGGUCUUCUUGCCGUUGCUGCCAAAAUCCGAGCCGGCAAUGGACCGUUGGGACAGACAUUCCACUGGUGCCUGGAGGAGGCUCAAGGCAUCGCGCGUUCAACCCUCUUUGGCCCGAUUGUUCGCAAGGAGGCUGUCAUGGCCAUUUUGAUCCUGAGUGUGUGGAGCCAGUACAGCUGGUUGCCAUGCGGUCACGCCUUGCGAGGAGGCUUGGACAUGAACCUGCACCGUGCUCUUGACAACCUCGCAGACUCCGAGGAGGAGCGGUCCGAGGCAGAGGAACGAGACCUGGUUGUUUCGGCAAGAAUCUGGCUCAAUUGUUACCUCCACGAACACCUAUCGAGUCUUGGUACCGGCAAGCCUUUGCUCUUGCGUGACGAUUCGUCUGUUCGUGCGGCUCGGGUCCUUCUUUCUCAUCCAAUGGUCUCAGAAACCGACGCGAGCCUUGUGGCUAGAGUCGAGCUUGUCAACCUCCGCAUUCGGGUGCUGGAGCACCUGACACCUCUGCACGGCAAGGUCGACUCGGCUACGAUAUCGUUUGUUCACAAGAUUUUCGGAGAACUCCAAAGCUGGCACGCUGAGUGGCAUGAGAUUCACCGUGCCCGGUACGAUGAAGAAAGCGUCUUGGUCCGGCUGUUGGAAGUCGACCUCCUUUAUGCCCAGAUCUGGACCGUCUGUGUCGCCUUGCGAGGCUGUCAGUGGGACAAGCUUCCUCAUGAACAGCGGGAGCUGGCCUUCCAAGCCAAAGACGCUGCACAGAAGUGUGUCCAGAUCUUGCUGCAGUCUCAAAAGUUCCGUCAGCACUUGAAAUACGCAACCCACGACCAAUUGGCAACCAUCGCAUUCGCAGCCGUGUUUUUGCUAAAAGUGGCCAUGCUCUACCCCAACACCAUCUCUCUGCCGACUCUGAAUGCCCAAGUUUCAGAAGUGGCUCACGUUCUGUCCUCGGAAUGCUAUGCAGAGCGCUAUGCCCUGACCCUCAAGCUGAUGCUCGCCAACUUCCGGCGCAAGAGUGGUGCCAUGUCGACGGUUCCAGGUACACCACGCGCUCCACCCAACCACAACACCGAUCAGUUGCCAACCCACCCUGGUAAUGGCACUCAUGCGAUGGGAGAGUUUGAAGGCGGUCUUCAGAGUCUGUUGAGCCUGCCUCAGAUGCAGGAAGGUCUCGGUGACGGUGGAGUCGGUAACGAAACCUGGCCGCUGUUUGGCGAUUCGACUGAUGGGUUCGCCUGGCCGACAGAGUUUUCACCGUCAAACCUUCCGUCUUGGCUGCAAGACAACAGCUUUGCUGAUCUGGGCCUGCCCGUCGACGGUUCAGAUUCGUUGUUCUUGCCCCUCGAACUUGCCAACAUGUUUCUUCCUUCGGGUACGACGUCCAAUGCGACGUACCAGUUUGCCCUGCCUGAUUCUGGUGACGCCGGCGCAGAAGCGUGGUAG
Messenger RNA from Apiotrichum porosum, 2766 nucleotides. RefSeq lists its product as uncharacterized. Gene Ontology annotation, molecular function: DNA-binding transcription factor activity, RNA polymerase II-specific; transcription cis-regulatory region binding; zinc ion binding. Bases 1 to 2766 code for a protein of 921 amino acids. Gene Ontology annotation, biological process: regulation of DNA-templated transcription. The transcript is spliced from 10 exons. NCBI's taxonomy places the organism in Eukaryota, Fungi, Basidiomycota, Tremellomycetes, Trichosporonales, Trichosporonaceae. The record is from RefSeq and is a predicted model, not a curated record. Gene Ontology annotation, cellular component: nucleus.